Molecule: messenger RNA, 7887 nt
Organism: Sporothrix brasiliensis 5110
Lineage: Eukaryota; Fungi; Ascomycota; Sordariomycetes; Ophiostomatales; Ophiostomataceae
Exons: 6
Coding region: 1-7887 (2628 amino acids)
Biological process (GO): protein deubiquitination
Cellular component (GO): cytosol; nucleus
Molecular function (GO): cysteine-type deubiquitinase activity; cysteine-type endopeptidase activity
Source: RefSeq, a predicted model, not a curated record
AUGGAACGCGAAUCCAGAUCCCCCGAGAUCGAGUCGAACGAAGGUGCUGGCUCUCCCGAAGCAAGCAGCGCCCGGCCUAAUCCUUUCAAAGGCGGCGACGAGAGCUCGCGAAAGCGACGGCGAACCUCCCUCAACGUCGAUUCUCGAAGUCGAUCCGUCGAGUCUGAUGCACAAUCUCCACACGAGACCCCGAUAGUCGACACAAUCCACCUUUCCUCCUCCCCGCCUGCCGUCGAGGCCGAACCCGACGACUCUAUAAUGAUCAUGGACUCUGGCCCGGCUCCCUCAUCUCCCCGCACUCCCGAGAGAACUCCCAUACAGAACCCGGGCGACAUAUUGCCACCCCCUGGGUCUGAGUCUGAGACCCGUCAAACCACCGGCCCUUCGCCCCGUGUGACGCUUAGUUUGCGGAAUUCAGCCCCACGGACACUUGACACAAUACCCUCGUCUCCACCAGCGAGCCCGACACCCUCAGGCCGACCAAGCGCCGAGCACACCAACGACAACAGCAUGGCACCACCAAACGGUCGGAAAGCAGCCGACGGGGCUACCCUUGCUGCCGAUGCCAUGAACGCCACUCUCCCUAUAGCCAAUGAAACUACGCAACCUUCUGACACAGACCGCUCUCGGACUACAAGCCCACAAAUAGAAAUCGUCGAUAUAGUUUCUGACGAUGGUGACGCUGGCUUUGGUCCGUCGGCGCCGAAUGUCACCCUGCUCUCGGAAACGACCGGUGUGCCACUCGACACCAUCGUACCGGACCCCUCAGACGACUUUCCGUAUCUUACCAAUGGUGAUGCGCCGGCUGAUAUAAUGAUGGUUUUAAUGGGUCCGCUCACGCAAGAUCCAUCGAUAUCGCAUCAACUGCAAACUUGGAUCGAUCAAUACCUUCUCUUUGCCAAGACGUCUCCAUUUGAACGAGUCUACGAGUCAUACACGGUUCAUCGUUCGCUGUGGUUGGCUCUCCCAGACUUAAUAUGGGGCACGCCCAACCUGCGUGCGCCUGGCUUUGGGACUGCCGAUUUGGAGACAAGAUUGAAGGUCUUCACGUUCUGUGUAUCCUUUGCACGACUGGCCGCGUUUUUUGUUGAAUUCGAGGUCAAUCUGCUACAGCGUCUCAGUUCGUCGGGGAAUUUACAAUCACGCGAGCACAUAUCUACCUUCUAUCUGCUGGCUCUGAUUAGCCUGACCAAACGGGACAUUUCGCUUAAGGACGAAGACCGGAUGGAAGUGGCUUUUGAGUCUGAUGACACUUCCGCUAUUUUGGAACAAUUUUCCUCCUUCCACCAAACCGAGCGGGGCGGCACGCUUCGCCUCUUGUACCGUUUGCUGGAGCUGCAGGUUCUCAUUAUGCCGACCGACCCCAAAAUUAUUGAGAACUUCUCCCAGGUUUGUGUGAUAGCUGCUUGUAUCACCCGCGAAGCUUAUCGCAAUGUUGCACGUGCGGACCAUGCUCCCUUUGCCCUCGCGGCCGAGAAGGAUGUGCUCGCUCUGGGACGCGACGUUUUUAACACUGCUUCUGCCGCUCUUGAUACCGCCAUUACGAAUCACAUUACUGCUGUGAGCCAAGACAACGCUAGUCAUUGCAUCGCUUCCCUUGGCGACCUGGUCUAUAUCAAUCUCAAGGUCGACGAACAGGAAGCUGUGCGACUUGCCACCAGCAUCGAAGAGCGCUACCCAAUGCCUCUCGAAUGCAUUCCAGACGCAUUUGCUAUGAAGUGGCGCUUCACCAUGUUCUGCCGCCUAAUCAAGAACAGCCAGAUGCAGCUUCGGCUCAUGGCUGUGACUAAUUUAUGUCAAGAGUUGGUCGGUUGCUGGAGGCGAUAUGGUGACCAAGCUCAGGAACACCUGCAGGACGAGUACGUUUUACGAUAUGUGACGGAUGUUCUCGCCAAUACCGGUGUCGUGGCAUACAUGCUAGGCCCUACAUGUCACCCCGAGAUCACGGCGGAAAGUGGCAAUAUUAUCGGCUUUUUGGCAGUGACCCGAACGUACACCAACGCCCACACCGAUCUCUUUUGGCAGACUGUGACAAACACGCAAAACCCUCGAAUCUCCGAAGCUUUGAUUCGGACCGCAUGUCGCAUUGGCAAUCUGUUUUCAUUCGAGGCUGCGGUUUACUUUUGCCGAGGAUUUUUGGAGGUGCCGAUCGCGUCAUUUACGCCAUCCAUGCGCGAGCUUUGUGAAGUCUUCCUCCGCCAUGUAUGCAGCAAAGCACCACAAGAGUCUGAGGCGUCCAUGGAUAGCAUCAUCCCCUUCGAUGUAUGCCUACAGCUGCUGCGUGAAUCGUCCAUCCCGAGUGCGACUGGCCCAGUAGCUUACCCCGAAGUUCAGGGCUUCGCUAUUGGCAAGCUCAGGGAGUGCUUGGCCAGCGUCCCGAUUGACCUCGACCAGCGCCAGAGCCUGUACCAAACAUGCUUGCUGGAUCUCACACAGAAAUCGAGAACUACGUUGGGCAGCCUGAGUGCUAUCACGAUCAUAAAUGGGCAUUAUGGAAAUCGCGAUUUAGCGUUCUUGACAGCCGAACAUGACCUGACGAAGUUGAUUGUGGACGAGCUUGAAGACGCUAUUGCAAAAGGACGUACACUUGCUAUUCCCGGGGUGAUCAGCGGGCCAGCAAAUGCGCCUCGUCGCGACAUCAUUUACUCUGUCGUACUCAACCAUCCCUACACCUUGACCUCUGAGCUCAGUGCCCGGCUUUGGGAUAUGAUGGCGGGUUCUGCGGCCGCCUGCAAAGAAGAUUGUAAUGCCUCCUGGAACAUCUUUAUCAUGUGUCUUCGGCGUGGCAGGCCACAAGAUAACAACCCGUUCUUGACACAAUGUCUCACCGAAUUUCUGCCCGGCCUUGCGCCUGACUGUUUCUGCGAGUCGCUUCUCGAUUUUCUUCGCGAACGGCUCAUUCCUUUAUUGAACGAUAUUGCCUGCAGUCUUUUUGACGUCGCUUCAACUAAGGGUCAGCAAAGCAAGGCAAUUGUGGAUGAAGACAAGAGUAUUGAUCGAAUCACUCUGGAGCAGCUGUGGCGCAUUGUUCUGACUGCACCGCCUAACACGAUUGAGCGCCAUGCCACGCACUUUCUCGUCAAGGAUGUGUACAUUGACAGCCAGUGCAUCAGGGCCUUCCCGCUGUACAGGUCUCGGAAGAUCCACUUAGCACUGGUGAGCCGGUGCUUGGAACAGCUCUCGUCCGCGGCGAAGAACCUGAAGUAUGCCACAACCGAAAAGGCCAUGACCAAAUCUGAAGACGACAACCAUUUUGCGGGACCUACUGAAUCGGCGUCAUUUAUAUACGAGCAAAAGCUCUUGUUUAUCCGAUCUCUCAAGGUUUUGCAGGAAUUCCUUCACCUCUAUCGCGCCAGCUCGCAGUUCUCGACUCCUGAUCUGCGCCCAUUCAUCACGGAUAAACUUAACAGUGUCGCUGGCGAGUCAGCAGAGCUCAAGUACCAGUCGUUUGACGGUGACAGCCAGACAGAGGUUAAGCCUCUGAAUAUUGGCCGUCAAAACACAGCCGCAUCCCUGCUAGCGAGCCUGAAAGAAGUCACUGGCUUUGACAACUACCGUAUGUACUAUCGAGGGCAGGCUUUCGCACCCAAGGGCGGCGACAUCUGCCGGUCACUCGAAGAACUACGCAUCCACAACGGCCUCAUCCUGGUAAAGAGAGAUGUCGACCCGGAAGACGAUACGGAAGAGACGUAUGCUGGUGGUUCGCCUGUCGAGGCCGAGAUCCUGAAGCACUUUCACGAACUAUGGGGCUACCUCAGCAUGGAGGAGCAGCUUGCAAGUGAGAUUCAAGAAUUUCUUGUUGAGCUCACCAUAGACGAAGAGUUUUUGCAUCGGUUCGACAAAGAUGGUGUGUCCUACAAGGAUGUUUUCUACAUCGGACAGCCAUACAAAUCCCUGUACACACUGCACGCGUUACGCGAAUAUCUUGUGCUUCGUCACCGAACGGAAUCUGAGGCCGUGACUGUCGUUUCUAGCUCGUGUGAGUCAGAAGAUACGGAAACUCAGAUGAGGACGCCAGACUCGGCAGAUGCCCAACUUCAAGGGCCCGAGUCCGCCGCAGAUGCUUCCUCGCCAAAAAACAACGAGCCUCAAGUCACGACAUUGCCGGAAGUUUCCAGCCCAACAACGCCAACGCUACCUUACCAGUCUGCUCUCGCCCAAGUCACCAACCUCGUGACAUCUGCGCUUUGCGAUCCGAGCGUCACAGAGAUAUCCGCAAAUGCAUGCCUGCAGGUUGAGCUCAAAGCGAAGCUUCUGCAAAUGCUCAAUUUCGCGUUAAGCAGCUCGCAGCUUAACGACUCGGCGUCCAAGAGCCUCGACGCCAAGCUCUUGAGUCGUCUCAUGGAAAUAUUGUCAGCUGAGUUUCAGAGUUGUUUAGAGGAGUCGACGCGCGUUGUCAGACUGGCUUUUAAAGUCAUCAUGAACGCCUGUGCGCUGAGCCGCGAAUUUUGGGAGGCAUUCCGGACCCACGAUAACACACCUUUCCUGAUCGAGCAACUUCUUUUGCUGGAUGACCGUCUGGACAUUCGACAACUUGCAGUGGUUCAAAUCGGCAACAAAAUUCGAUCUCAAAAUACCCUAGUUACCGUGGGAGCGUCUGAUUUCCGAGAAUUUUUCUGGCCAGUGGUCCUGGCAAUUGUGCCAAAGGCUGUUCUUGAGCCGACGAAGUGCGAGGGAGUCUUCAACUUGGCGGACCAGCUAUUCGGUGAUUUACUUGAGGCCAAUUCAUCAACACUGGAUAUUCCGGCUUUGUUGAGUUCGAUGGGCGAUCUGAUCCUGACCUGCACAACUUCCGAGGAUGCCACACAGCCGGAGUGUGCCGAUUAUGCCAUGUUUGGGUUGUCUCGGCUGUUCAGUUCGAUCUACCGUGCGUCACAGAACCUUGACAUUGUUGGCGCCGUUCCUUCAAGCUUCAUGAACAAACUCUUCUGGAAGCACCUGUUCCCACCGUGGCGUAGCAGUGCCUCGAACAUAGAAGGAUCUUCCGCCUCCUCUAAACUCUCGUAUCCUCGCAUUGUUGUCAGCUCACAGACGAGAGCACUCUUGAUGAAGAUUAUCUCUGAUCUCAUUGAUGACAAUGCAAACCUUCUGCCGAGUAUCAUCCGGAAUCUAGAUCAACUCGUCCCUUGCGAGAAGUCCGAGGAUGAAGAACCUUACCAUUACGAGCUGCCGUCACUGUUCGAUCGAUCAAAGGCCUUGCGUGCCCCCUGCGGCUACGUUGGCUUGCGGAAUCUAUCCAACACAUGUUACUUCAACUCUUUGUUCACACAACUGUUCAUGAAUGUCCCUUUCCGGCAGUUCAUGAUGAAUGUUGAAGUGCGCGAUGAAGGUGACACGCAGAAUCUGCUUUUCCAGACUCGCAUAUUGUUCGGCUUCUUGCAAGACAGCAUCCGGCGGUUUGUGGAUACGCAAAUGUGUGUCGGUAGUGUCAAAACAUACGAUGACACCACAAUCGACAUCCACAACCAAAUGGACGUGGACGAGUUCUACAAUCUCCUCUUUGAUCGGUGGGAAGGACAGCUCCUGUCAGAGGAGGACAAAAAGGUGUUCCGGUCCUUCUUUGGAGGCCAAAUUGUCCAGCAAUGCGACAUCAAAGGAAAGACGAGCCUGCAGGAAAGCUUGCGUGCCUACGUGGAAGGUGAAAUCAUGGAAGGCGAUCAUCUUAUCUUCCACCUCAAGCGCUUCGACUUCAACCUACGAACGCUUCAGCGCAGCAAGAUUAACGACCGCUUCUCGUUCCCCCAUGAGAUUGACAUGCGCCCAUAUACAAUUGACCAUCUCAGUAAUCCCGAUGAAGAGCAACCGUCCGAUAUAUUCGAACUUGUCGGUGUCCUAGUCCAUUCGGGCACGGCAGAGUCCGGUCAUUACUACUCGUACAUUCGUGAGCGACCUACUUCCAACGAGAACGAGAGCUGGGUGGAAUUCAAUGACGAUAUAGUCAGCACUUGGGACCACUCUCUGAUGGAGUCGAUGUGUUUCGGAGGUACGGUGGACCGGACCGGAAGCCUUUACAGCGUUGAUGCCAACAAUGGGAUCUCGUCGGAAAAAGUAUACAGCGCAUACAUGCUCUUCUACCAGCGGUCUUCCUCGCUGAAGCGAGAGCAAGAUGCGUUGGCUCUGUCGGGCAGGUCCAGCCCGUCCAAGGCCGAGAUCCCAGCAGCACUUUCCGACCAUAUUCAUAACGAGAACACGUCUCUUGUGCGCCGGCACGCGUUGUACGACCCUCAGCACUUGCCAUUUGUUAGCAAGAUGCUCAAUCAUGUUCAGUUUGCUAGGCCGGGUGGCGAAUGCUCGGCGAACCAUAGACUGGAGAACCUGGCCAUCCAGAUGGCUCUCAGUCACCUUGACCAAGUCGCAUCUCGAACUAAGGACACUCCCGACUUCCAAACACUGUUCAAUGGUGUCUCUGCAAUGGGCAAGAAGUGUGCCUUGUGCUCGCUGGCCAUCUUUGAUUACUUCGAUUCCCGGCCUGAAAUUCUUAAGCAGAUGGUGCAGCGGAGUUUGGACCCCGAAGUGCGACUUGAAAUGGGCCGUCUGAUUAUUGGGUCUCUUAAGAGCAUCAAAGCGGCUUUCCCCAUUAGCUAUACUUCAUUUGAGGACGAGCCUGAGAUGGAUACCGACGACGACGAACAGAGCGGAGUUGGUGUACUCGGUAAACGCACCGAGUUACAUCGUAGCUCAUCGAUCAUACACAGUGCAGCCUACAUGAUGCAAAUUUUGUGGGAGACUUUCCACCUUGUAUCAAGAUCAUGGAACGAGGUCUUUGGCUUCAUGUUGGCAUUUGCUAGUAUGGGCCGCGAGGAGGUAGGAAUUUUCCUAGACCUCGAAGGCUUCCGACGCACCAUCUUGACCAUAUCCGCCGACACUGCCUUCCCUCUGGAUCAGCAAUUCUCACGAAUGGUUAUCAUGCUGCAAAGACGAAAUCGACCCCCAUCGUUCGAGAAUGUCAUUGCCCUGUUCGGCACGCUGCUGGUGGGAAUGUACCCAAGCCGCCCGCAACCCCGGACCGAGAGCGAAAUGUACGUCAACGACAAUACGAACCGGUUUUCGUUGGCUAUUAGUGACGCGGAAGGUGACAUUCCCAUGUCCCGCACUGAGUACCUUCUCAUGGGUCGCGACUGGAACCGCGACUUUGGUAAUGUGUUUGUGGACAAGUUAAUUGCCAUUGAUCAAAACCCACAGGCCACAAAAGCUAUUAUAGCUCACUUGAUGGCGACGCAUCCGGCCAUGGAGGCUAAGAUUUACACUACGCUCAAAGCAAAUGUCUCGUCCAACGCUGCUGCCGCUCCACAAAGUCCGUUCUUACGGGCAACGAUUGUAUUUUUGCAAAAUGCCAAAUCAGAGCCCUUGGCGAGUGGGAUGAUGAAGCACCUCUCUGAGCAAUGCCGUGGUGUGGCGCAUGGAGAGGGUCGGAUGUUCUUUGAGACAUUGCGUGGUCUCUACCAUGGCAGAACGGCUGCAACUGGCCAGGUCGAUGUGAAGGCAAUCAUCGACGGGCUACGUUACAUUCCCAUAUGGGUCCCCGGUCUACUGUGUUACUUUGACAUGUCGGUUACUAGUCAUGUCGAGGCGUUCUUGCAAGAGAACAUCUUCUCGUAUGGGCCGAACCCACAAUUUGAAGAGGACGAAGGAGGCCAGGAACGGGCCACAGAGCUGGUGUUGGCGGUGAAGCGGCUUGGUGUCGAGAUGUUCCAGUACAUACAGGUCGCUUUCAUCCAGCGCGAUGCCCCAAUCGGCGGUACGGUCGUCGGUGCCGUCCAACGACUAAUGGCUGAAUGUGUCCCAUAUUACUCGCAGGCAGAUGGCGAGCCCGAGGACGAACUAUCUGCUCAAUUCCUCAACCUCAGCACAAGUGCGUAUUCCGUCACCUUGAAGGAUCCCGAUUGA